This is a messenger RNA of Otolemur garnettii (small-eared galago), 861 nucleotides long. RefSeq names its product B9 domain containing 1 (gene B9D1). Gene Ontology annotation, cellular component: MKS complex. The transcript has 7 exons. Lineage: Eukaryota; Metazoa; Chordata; Mammalia; Primates; Galagidae. The record is from RefSeq and is a predicted model, not a curated record. Gene Ontology annotation, biological process: cilium assembly. Bases 161 to 775 code for a protein of 204 amino acids.
GCGCCUGCGCACUGCAACAUACGCCUGCCGGGCCUUCGCGAAGGUGUCGUUGCGAGAAACGUGUCCCGCGCGCUACGCCGUCUGUUUCUAGGCAACCCCGCUGCCUCUUAGCAACCACGCACGCGGCCGGAGUUGGGUCUCCCCAACCUGUGGCGGUGCCAUGGCGGCUGGGACUUCCACGGUCUUCCUACUUAUGGUCAAUGGGCAAGUGGAGAGCGCCCAGUUCCCAGAGUACGAUGACCUCUACUGCAAGUACUGCUUUGUGUAUGGCCAGGACUGGGCCCCUACAGCGGGUCUGGAGGAGGGGAUCUCACAGAUCACAUCCAAGAGCCAAGAUGUGCGCCGAGAACUGGUGUGGAACUUCCCCAUCGAUGUCACUUUUAAAAGCACCAACCCUUAUGGCUGGCCACAGAUUGUGCUCAGUGUGUAUGGACCAGACGUGUUCGGGAACGACGUGGUCCGAGGCUAUGGGGCAGUGCAUGUGCCCUUCUCACCUGGCCGGCACAAAAGGACCAUCCCUAUGUUUGUCCCCGAAUCUACAUCUAAAUUGCAGAAGUUUACAAGCUGGUUCAUGGGACGGCGUCCCGAGUACAGAGACCCCAAGGUGGUGGCUCAGGGUGAAGGCCGGGAAGUGACCCGUGUCCGCUCUCAGGGCUUUGUCACCCUCCUUUUCAACGUGGUGACCAAGGACAUGAGGAAGCUGGGCUACUACACUGGGCCUGCAGACACACACAGCAUCCCGGUGCCCAGCGUGCCCCAGGGUGCCACUUGCUGAAGGCAUCAUUCCCCCUGCUCCACCCUACUUCUGGCUGGGCAGCACUCGCUGUCUUUCUGGAGGUGGGGGCUCGGAGGACAGAACAG